Molecule: messenger RNA, 3238 nt
Organism: Toxotes jaculatrix (banded archerfish)
Lineage: Eukaryota; Metazoa; Chordata; Actinopteri; Toxotidae
Gene: trafd1
Product: TRAF-type zinc finger domain containing 1
Exons: 12
Coding region: 436-2172 (578 amino acids)
Source: RefSeq, a predicted model, not a curated record
AAGGAGGAAAUAACGAACUGUUUUUCAGGCUAGCAUCAAGUAGGUAGCAGUCGUCUACGAGUUUGUUUUUGAUUAAGUAUUCAGAGGUGAAUUAACUGACAAACGGCAACGUCAAAACGGUUGCAUUCGUUUUGCCUGGACUAGGCGGCAGAUGCCCGAAAAACAGUCGUUAUAUCAGCGUCCCGGCUCGGUAGCUACUUUGUAAAGAGCGUAUAAAGUUAGUUAGCCAGCAUCAACUCGGUGUUUGCUAACCGUAUAUUUAAUGCUAAGCUACGUAGCCAGCUAAAGCCGAUACAUCUAACAUUGUCCAGUUUUUCUGAAGUGGUUCAAGAUGCUUGAUGAUUAAGGUUGACGGGGGAUAUCCUUGCUAAUCCAGUCUAUCGGUGUCAGCUAACGUUAGCUACCUUUCUGGAAACACUGGGCUUUGGUAAAGCCAUGGCGGAUGAAAAUACACAGUUCUGUGGCAAUUGCAAACAUGACAUUCCAGAGGCUAAUUUCACUACUCAUGAGAUCCACUGUCAAAGAAACAUCGCCCUGUGUGGUGUGUGCCAGGAGCCAGUGCCCCGGUCAGAUCUGCAGGAGCACAUGCAGCAGGAGCAUACACAGAUUACAUGCAAGUGUGGUUUGAAGAUUGAGAAGAAUCGUGUUGAUGUUCACCAGAGCUCCGAAUGUUCUCAGCGGCUCGUCCCGUGCCAAUACUGUGAACUGGAGCUUGUUUUCAGUCAGUCCAAAGAGCAUGAGGAUUAUUGCGGUACACGCACUGAGCCCUGCCCGCACUGCAAGUGCAAUGUAAUGUUGAGGGAGCAAGCUGUGCAUCCAGUCUUAUGUGGAAGCCUCACACCGCCCCAAGAGAGGAACAACAGCAGGAUGAGUCGCAGUCCAGUAGAGCCACAGUCUCCAGGGGCGUGGUUUGAAUCCCACUCCAUCCGAAAUAUCAUCAAAGCCCAAGAACGAGGCUUCAAGAAUAACAACAUCAGUGCAGCAGAACAACAGGCCUUGGCCCGUGCAUUUGAUCCCAGAAUUUCUAACACUUCAAGGGGAAGCUCACAAGACUGGAAGAAUACUUCACAGAGGAAUAUGGCAUUCAGGCAGUUUCUGGGGCAGAGUGAUUUUCUGAGUAGCAGCAGCAGUAGCAUGUGGCAACAUGGUGAUCACACCCACGAUGAGGAUUCAUCAGGGCUGGACUACAUGCUGGCUCUCAGCCUGCAAAGUGAUGGAGAAUCGGUGGCUGGAGGUGUAGAGGGCAACUUGUGGAGUGAUAUCUGGGACCACAAGAUCGAGAGGACAUCUAACACCUCUGUAAACUCCUCUCCGCUCUCUCCACCCAACAACAACUACCCAAACUUCUCUUUAGGGACAAGCACAAGUGCAGUCCAGGACCAUGAUCAAACAGACACCAUGCUGCCUUGUGAGUUUUGCGAAGAGCUGUUUCCAGAAGAGGACCUCAUUCUGCAUCAGACUGGGUGCAGCCCUGCCUCCGCUUUUGCGUCUUUCAGCAAGCAGCCCUCCUCUCCACCUAAAGAGGAUAGGAUGAACAGGAAUGCCUCAGGGCUGAUGCACAGCCUCCCUGACACACUCGCUUCCAAUAUCCCCUCUUUCCCUCGGUCUGUCUCCCCGGUCUCUUACAGUCCUCCUGCCAGUCCACUGGAGGGCGAUGUGGUCAUUCCAUGUGAAUUCUGUGGUGUUGCACUAGAAGAGGCUGUUGUCUUUCACCAUCAGGACAAAUGUGAUAUGCGCCCUCAGACGGCCCAUCCACUGAAUAAUAUAGCAAAACCACCAGUAAGAAAACCACUGAGCCCUGCUAAAGACACAUUUGGACAGAUAUCUCCAGAUUUUCAGAGGAGAAUAAAGCACCAAGCCGACUUCCUGGAAGAGGACUUUGGAUUUGACAGACACAUCCCACCAGGAAAAAACCCAAGGGAAUGGCAGAGAGGCUACAUUGGACUACCAAGUCAAAGGAAGACAUCCAACUGUGAUGUUUCUGUGAAAAACAGACCUCAGCAGGGCAGGGAAGCAGAGGGGGCUCAUUCAUCUUUCUGUGACACUGACAAGUCAGGCUCUGCAUCUCUAAAGGGACUUCAUCUACCAGAAAAUAAAGAAGGGAGAGGGAACAGAAGUAAUCCAAUGACAAAGUUGCCCAAGAAGCAGAAUGAAGAGCAGCAGGAAGAGUGAGAGCAGGAACAUCUGGAGAAAUAUUAAAACCAAAUCUCCUACUCUGCUUUUCAUUUAUCUUUUUGCACACUUUUGAAAAUGAAACAUAAGUAUCUGAUAAGUGCCUGUGUGAGUAUUGGUAUUUUGCAGUUUUAUUAAAGUGUAAGUGAGUAAUUUGGUUUAUUCAUGCACAUUCUGCUUUAUUUCAAGAUUUGUUUCAAAUGUUUGUCUAACUUGUCAACAUCUAGCCUUAACAGAUAAAUUAUGAAUUGAAUUUCAUUAACACUAAAUUUGAUUUGAUUUUUUUUUUGUAACUCUACAAGUCAUGUCACAGCUCAUUAAGAACACUGAGAACAUCAAACACAGACACAUGACUCUGUCAGUGUGCAUUUGUCUGACUUAAUCUUUACCUUGUUACUUCAGCCAAGGACAUUUUGUUUUCACCCGUUUGCCAGUUCUUUCAGGGCAUUUCUCAGUGUUCCUGCAUCUUCGUGUAACCUAAAGCACUUUGAUCAAUUAUUAUGCUAAAAAGGGCUUUAGGAACAGAUUUGAUAAAUGUAUGCAUCUUUGACCAAGAAGAAAAUUAACUGUAUUAUUGAACAUUUGUCUUUUUAUAUUGUUGAAGAUUUGUCUUUAAUAUUCUUCAGUAAUAUGUUUUUUUUUAUAGCAUAUCUAAAAAACUAUAUUCAUGCUGUUAUGAUGAGAUGGCUUAUGAAGAAGUGUCUCCUGUUCCAACUUUCUUUUAAGUAGUAUGAAGAAGUUUGUGUUGUUCCUUGAUUUAAGAUUGAUAAGAUGUAUUUUGUGUGUAACAUAGGGAUCACUUUAGGAAAAUAUAUAAAAUAGGCAACCUUGUGCCACAGACAGUUCAGUCUGCAAAUUUGCCUUUUAACUACAAACAGCGUCUGACCAUUUUACCAAUUAAUAUCUCAUCAACUAGCUCAAGUAGAGAGCAACAGCUAAUCAGUGAAAUCACCUGGUGUGGUGUGUAUUUGGACCUGGGGCACUAUAGACACAUAGCUCACUAUUCUUGUUUAAGAACUACUAUCUAUUCUUUGUCUUGUGUGGUUAUUAAAUGUUUUAAUGAGGA